Messenger RNA from Pelobates fuscus (common spadefoot toad), 3346 nucleotides. Its product is annotated as netrin-4-like. The transcript has 10 exons. The coding region runs from base 604 to 2523 and encodes 639 amino acids. Lineage: Eukaryota; Metazoa; Chordata; Amphibia; Anura; Pelobatidae. Gene Ontology annotation, biological process: tissue development; animal organ morphogenesis. The record is from RefSeq and is a predicted model, not a curated record. Gene Ontology annotation, molecular function: protein binding.
GAGCAUCACCCAGGAUCUCUUUCUUGGAGAGAUCAGGGUUAUAUUUUGGGUGAAAUUACACUCCUCAGAUACAUUAAAUAGUAAAAAAACAAAACAAAAAAAAAAACCUGGCCAGCCUUUUCCUUGUGUGCAUACUGUAGGCAUUCUUAGUGCAGAGGAUAAAUGAUAAAAUCACAUUUUCACAUAUUGGGCAAUGUAGCCAAUAUACAAGAAAGAAACAUGAUUUUUGGGGUUAGAAACCUAGUUUCUUAAUUUUACCCAAAUCAACUUUUGUGUACUGUGCAGUUUAACACUCCACGGGUUGGUGGGGAGGAGUUCAGAGUUAGAUGAAAACAGGAGUAAAUUUACGAAAUAUGUGAAGAAAGGGGAGGAUAUCUACAGAUCAUCUGAAUGGGAAAAUCAGAGAGAAAAAAAAGGUCUCUGUGAAUAGAAGUGUAUGACACUGCCGCUGCAUAGGAGCCUGCAUGAUGUUUAAGUGGAUUCCCAGUAUCCGCAAGCAGCAUCUUAUCCGGGGUGAUCAUUGCUAAAUAUGUAUCACUGAAGCUUCAGGGUAUCAACUUUUAUCAUCUGAUCAUCCCCUGGAAUUGGGGCUCAACCUCUGACAUGCAAAGCAAGGUGAUUCCCUUCAUCCUGCUGGUGGAGUGGAUUCUAUAUGUGCAAAGUGAAGAAGAUGUGACUAAGAUCCAUAGGCUCAGGUGUGAUGGCCGUUCUUGCAACCCACCUGUUGGUAACCUUGCAACAGGUCGCACACCCAUCACCUUUACAUCCUGUGGAAAGAAUGUUACAGAACUGUACUGUUACUACCCAGAACAGCAUUUGUUCCAGCAGCUUCAAGCUUCCUGUGAUGUCCCACAAUGCACCAAGUGCAGUGUCAACCAGCCAGAGAAUUCACACCCACCUUCUCAUAUGACAGAUGAUGUCUUCUCCAGUCCAGCAACAUGGUGGCAGUCUACACAGGGUGUGCUCAGGGAGGAGAUAAGACUGAAUUUUGAGACCAAGUUCUACUUGACCCAUGUAAUUAUGGUCUUUAAAUCUCCACGUCCAGCUGCCAUGGUCCUGGAGAGGUCACACGACCAUGGCAAGACCUGGAGACCUUAUAAGUAUUUUGCAACCAACUGCACGGCCACAUUUGGCCUUCAAGAUGACCUCCUGCAAGAAGGGUCUAUCUGCACUUCCAGGUAUUCUGGUGCUUGGCCUUGCACAAGGGGAGAAGUGAUAUUUCGAGCCCUCACUCCAACCAAUAGGAUUGAGGAUCCGUACAGUCCCCACGCACAGGACCUGCUGAAAAUGACCAACCUGCGGCUGCUCUUGUUGAAGAGGCAGGAAUGUCCUUGCCAAGCUUUCCAUCAAGAAAAGCCCAAUAGAUUUGCUUAUUAUGCUAUUUAUGACCUGAUCGUGCGGGGGAGCUGUCUUUGCAAUGGACAUGCAGAGGAAUGUCAGCAGACGGAGCUUAAAGAGGGCAGUGAGACUUUGGUACAUGGGAAGUGUGUUUGCCAACACAACACAGCAGGAGAUCAUUGUGAAAGGUGUGCCGCACUAUACAAUGAUCACCCAUGGAGGCCUGGCAAUGGAAAGACUGGGGCACCAAAUGCAUGCAGACGGUGUCGUUGCCAUAACCACGCUUCCAGCUGCCGCUUCGACCUGGAUGUCUGGCUGUCCUCCGGUAGGAGAACCGGAGGAGUUUGUGAGAACUGUCAACACAACACUGAGGGGUACCGCUGCCAGAGAUGCAAGUCUGGGUACUAUAGAGACCUAACAGAGCCCCUCAGCUCCCCCGUAGCCUGCAAAGAAUGUUUUUGUCAUCUCGUUGGUUCAGCCAAUGAAACCUUAAACCGAAGUGCAAAGUGCCAUUCAAAGACAGGAUUUUGUUACUGCAAACCUGGUGUGGCCGGCCCUUACUGUGACCGCUGCAUGGUGGGAUACUGGGGAUUUGGGGAGAAUGGCUGCCGCCCAUGUGACUGUGCAAGGGACUGUGAUGCGAACACAGGGGACUGCCGAAACAGCCACGAGGACGAGAACGUCUUGAACAUUCCGAUUGGUGGAAGAAUCCCUGAGAUCUUAGAAUUACCGACUAAUGAGAGUGAGGAUGAAUGGAAAUGGAACAGCGAGCAAGGCUUUUCAGCUCUGAGGCAUCCAGAUAAAUGUGUUUGUAAAGAGCGCCUGUUGAGGAGCGUAACAGACUUCUGCCAGAUGAAAUAUGCAUAUGUAAUAAAGGCGAGGAUCCUUUCAGCACAUGACAAGGGCACGCAUGCUGAGGUUGUGGUAAAAGUGAGGAAGGUGCUGAAAUCAGGCAAGGUGAAAAUUGCCCGAACCAAUAGGAGCCUGUACCCUGAAUCCUGGACCAAUCGUGGCUGUACCUGUCCUAUUCUGAAUCCUGGUACGGAUUAUUUAAUAGCUGGGCCUGAAGAUAAUCGCACAAACAAACUGCUGGUUAAUAUGAACAGCCUGGUGAAGCCUUGGAAAGCUGUAUGGGCAAAGCAGGCAAUGGACAUCAUACGAUCAGGCUGCAAAAAGAGCUUUUAGUGCCCAGCCGAUGUGAUGAUGGGGGAUCUCUGCUUCUCUUUAGUACAAAGACCUUCUCCUACAUGUACACAUUUAGAGCUAGUAAACAUUUUCCUAAAAAUAGCUCCUAAUAUCAGUUUUUAAUCUAUACAUGUAGUUAGGCUUUAUUAGCCUAAGGAGGGUAGGCUACACAGUGCCUCCUCUUGGUGGGUGGCUAUAAUCUCUACCAUUAAAGUUCUGUCCAGUAGAGGGGGGGGGUUGGGGGUGACUGAAACCUUUAUCUACUUCUGCAAACAAUAAAGCAACACCUGGAGGCUUGUUGUAGCGCACAUUCCAGAACAUUGCUACAAGGUAUCUAUGUUAAUAUACUUACCUUGAUUUACAUUUUAUCACAAAUGAAUUCAGAAACAUCCUGUUGUCUGUCCUGUAGAGCCAUGGAGCUGGCUAUCAUUUGGAAAAUGUAUCACCGCUGCUCAUUCUGUAAUCAGUGUUUUAUUGCAACAGUUCAGCAAGCCAGAAAGCCCUGUAUGAAUCUAGAAUUGUUCGCUAUUUGUAUAUUUCAUUCACUAUUCUAGAAAUGCUUGAAUAUUUACUCCCUGAGCUCUUGGGAGCAGAGAUUAAACACAUUAUGCUGCAAAUACUUGUAGAGUAUUAUGGGCCCUUUGAGUACAGGGGAGAGGCAGACAAACAAGCUCAUUUAUGUUUUAACUACACCGUGUGUGGUUUUCCUAAAAGAUGUUUUUUUUUUUUUUUAUAUAUACAAGAAAACAAUAUAAAAAUCAAGAACCAGGUGGAUAAUAUUUCUUUGUAUAUAUAUUAUAUGCUUGUUUUCUGCUCCCAUGAU